Messenger RNA from Ornithodoros turicata, 3540 nucleotides. Its product is annotated as acyl-coenzyme A diphosphatase NUDT19-like. The coding region runs from base 273 to 1451 and encodes 392 amino acids. The transcript has 5 exons. NCBI's taxonomy places the organism in Eukaryota, Metazoa, Arthropoda, Arachnida, Ixodida, Argasidae. The record is from RefSeq and is a predicted model, not a curated record. Gene Ontology annotation, cellular component: mitochondrion. Gene Ontology annotation, molecular function: hydrolase activity, acting on acid anhydrides, in phosphorus-containing anhydrides.
CUCCUGCAUGGUCGAACGCGUGCGCACGCACUGCUCGACUUCCUCGGGCCACGCGACGCCCUAACCCCAUUUCGUCACAGGCCAUCCACGCCGCAAAGCACGGGACUUUAAUAUCUCCACUGGGUUCCUUCUGUGUUGACACUCUGUACGUGCCACGGUUCUGUCGCUGUUUACUCCCGUAGUUUAAUCGAUCGCUUCGUUAGCGUGGAAUACAACAUUUCGUCAAGCUGUCGCCCAAAAGGAACAAGGGUGCCACCGGAAGGUUGGCAGCCAUGACAGCGCCACCAUGGAAGGAGGCUGCCAGUCUCAUAGUUGUGAGUCGUGCACCCAUCCGCGAUGUGGUUGGAAAGGACUUGGCUUCAGCAAUGAUAGCCACCACAUGGAACAAUCAGACGUCACAUAAAAUAUCUCGAUGUGAUUACCGCAUUCUUAUGGUGAAACGUUCCAGUCUCAGUUCAUAUAUGGCCAAUGCUUACGUCUAUCCUGGUGGACUGUGUGAGAGGUGCGACUUUUCCUCUGAUUGGUGGCAAGUGUUUGAACGUGCUGGAGCAACUAAGGAAUCCCUCCUUCGAGACCUCUGUAGCAAUGCCCGAGGUGUUAGGCCACCAAUGAUUGCAAAGCCUUUGACGUUGACGCACAAUAACUUGAACCCCGAAGAGCAUCUGCCAGGUGAUUUGGCGUAUCGCAUCUCUGCCAUCCGCGAAACUUUUGAAGAAACAGGUGUGUUACUGCUAACUGACAAGGCAGCUUCUGGGACCGUCGUCACAACACAAGUAUUGGCUAAUGGCCACAAAAUCGAUGUUGCAGAAUGGCGCAAGCGUUUGCGUGAGGACCCAGCCAACUUUCUUAACCUAUGUCGGGGUUCUGGGUUGUGCCCUAACAUAUGGGCUCUCCACGAAUGGUGGGAUUGGCUGACUCCUGUGUCUGUAGGCCACCGGCGAUAUGACACCAUGUUCUACCUCUGCUGCCUCGAUCGACAGCCCAAUGUUGUGCUGGACCAGAGUGAAGUUAUUACACUAAAGUGGUGCACGCCUGAGAGCAUGCUGGAGGAAUACAGCACUGGAGCCCUGUUCCUGGCACCCCCACAAGUAUACGAGACAGCUCGUUUACUCAACAUUUCUAGCUUCAAUACUUUAAGCAAGUUUGCAGCAAGUAGGAGUGUGGAGGGAUGUCAGCAGUGGAUGCCUGUUAUUGCUUCAGCAAUCGAUGGGGCGGUGUCUUUACUUCCAGGCGACGACCUAUAUCCCGAGGAGCCAGACUACUUUGGUCGAGGUCCUGGACCUGAACUUCCCUUUACCCUCGAAGAACUUCGUCACCGAGCUCAGAACAUGCACCGUAUGGAAGUGCAGGGCCCAUUCUGUACAGCCUAUAGCAACAUCACUCCUCCAUGUGGUCAGUUGAAGCCUGUCACCUUUACUGGAUCUGAUGCACAUUUGCCAUCAAUGCUCUGAUUUUUUUUAGUCAUGAGCUAUACUGUUGAGUAAAAAUAAGAGGGCUCUCCUUUGAGGAUGUUUGGAGCAUGUAUUCUUUUGGUGCACUGUUAUAGAAAUUUGUGCAUGAAAUAUAGCCAUAUUAUAGUAGCGUAAUACCGUGGAGAAGCUCAUGUGGAGCACUGACAGCUUGCAGUGUGAUCAAUCUCAUCAAGGUAUUGGGCUAUGAUUAUGUACUACCAGCUUGCCUGCUCCUACUUCCCUUCCCUUAAUGAAAUAUAUUUGCACUGUGGGCAAAUAGUUGUACAGAUUUAGUUACAGUGCCUCAGGUAUAUGAAGUCGUGAAGGUUACAAGCAAUUAUCAAGGUCACUUUCCUGGAAGUUACGCAGGCCUGGUCUAUUCUUUGUGGUAUGAGCAUGUUGAGCUCUAGUGCUUCACCAUUAGAGCAGGCAUAUCACUCAGGAGUAUUUAUAGGUUGUAUUAAUUGUUCGGUACAAAUUACUCUGGUGGAUGUGUAACCUUGGUGAGUAGAUAAAGCUUUAACAAUAGUUCACAGCUAGUAAUGGUCAGCAAAAAUAAGUAAGCAGUGCCUUAUCAGUACAAUUGUCUUGUGUGUUUUUGAAUCCAGAUUGCUUUAGCUGUUAUGCACUAGCUACUGUACCAGUUGUUAUGCAGCGUAAUUCAAAAGAGAGAGAACCUGCCUGAACCUUUUUGGAGGUUAACCCUCUAAAAUAAAGUGCCUACAGCAUUGAAAUAUGAUGCAGGUGACAUUUUGAAAUCUUCCUAUUUGACAGCCUUUACUAACCUGUUUGAAAUCAUAAUUUGCUAUCUAGCUCAGUCAAGGACCACUACUAAUUACUUGCUGCACUAAUUUUAAAUACUCUUCCAAAGAGGAUGAAUCAGAGUUUGACUGACAUGCCAACAAUUUCUCAACUAUUUUGUUCUCUGUACAACCACCUUUGGUGGCAUCAUGUUUAAUUGGUGAUUUGCAGAGUUUAAAAUGGGUGCCAUCCUGCACAUAUGGAAAGUAAAGUAUCUACAAGUCAUACAUGUCCCGGAUGCAUAGAAAAAAUACUGUACUGUUUCUCACCUGAUUUAAACCUUGCACACCAAUGAUAUUUUUUUAUUUUGUAUGUUUUGUGACAGAGAAAUAACAAAAGCAAUGUAAAUCACCAUAUUUUUUUAUGAGGCGAGGCACUGUCUGUGUUGGUAUGGUGACCCCUAGGUGGCACAACAUACAAAUUGAACAGAAGUUAUUCAUGCUGAACAUAUCCACCUAGCAACCAUAAUAUGAACAAGAGAAAUGGUACUAAUGUACAAGAUAGUCAUUUGGGGCAGCAUUUUCAGCAGUCAGGAGUUGGUUGUAUGGCUUGGGUGAGUCGCUCUACAUGGGAGCGCAUGUGAUCUAGGAGAUCUUGACAGCAUGCACUCUAUGUUACAGUUUAGUGCGUCGCAUGGCAAGAAAGUGUCACAAGGUUAUUUAAUAAUGUGUGGGGACUUUUGACAACAUUUUGUGUUUCUCCUACGUGUGACAGAAUAGCAAUGGCAGAAAUCUGUGCUGCAAUGGCAGUCAAUACAAAUUACAUAGUAAUGUUUCAAAUACUAUUAGAGUUAGUGUUAAGCAGUACCCCUUGCGUUGAGCAGUUACUUUUUUUUUUUCUUCUGUUUGUUAUUUCCAAACAGGGUGGCACAUAUAGCAAAUAGAAGAAAGAGCGUGGGUAUACUGUUAGCAGAUAACAUGAAAAUUAUAUGAAGCAGUGCUUUGUCUAUCAAUCAAAACGCACUCCUGAGCGCAUCUGAUUCAAAGAACAACAUCCAUCAGGUUUAUUGAUGCUGUAGGAGGCAUAAAUUCCAAUUGAGGAAAAUCACAUGUGCUCGAUGGUCAGGGAUCUGUUUCCACCUCCCACCAUGAUCCUUCGUAUAAGAGAACACAUUAGUAUUGGCAGUGGUUUGUCAAAAAAAUGAGCACUCGCCUGGUAUUUCCAUUGUGUUCAGAAACUCUGGUUUACGCAGAGUUUCAAUAUUUUGGUGUUGCAGUGCCUUAUAUGUUGGAGACCUCAAGUGCCUGAAGGGGAAUAUUUGUGAGAAUAAAUGUAGAGAAUAUAUGUA